Mya arenaria is the source of this 1465-nucleotide messenger RNA. Its product is annotated as hemicentin-1-like. Lineage: Eukaryota; Metazoa; Mollusca; Bivalvia; Myida; Myidae. Bases 22 to 1383 code for a protein of 453 amino acids. The transcript has 10 exons. Gene Ontology annotation, molecular function: protein binding. The record is from RefSeq and is a predicted model, not a curated record.
CGUAAUGAAUGGCUCGUUACGAUGAAGUGCACGCUUGAUUUUUCCAUCGUUUUGGUAUUCGUGCUCGUUUGGCAGACUUCAGAAUGCCUAGAAUGCUUCAGCUGCAAGAAUAUAACUGAUCCACAGACAUGCAACUCGAGGAUGCAGUGCAGAGCUGGGGAGAACUGCUUUCUUCAAGAGACGAGCUCAUCACCUCACGUGACCUUUGAUAUGGGAUGUCAAAGUAACCAGCUCUGCAGCAAUGGCGGUGUUGGUCCAAGCUCCGUUGUAGGUCGUUCCCUCUACACACGUCAACAACUUGCCUGCCAUGAAUGCUGCUCCUCAAAUGGCUGUAAUGAGCAACUGUGUCUCCACAAAAAACCUUCUACAUGUAUCGACGACACUUCGGUUGACUGUGCUCGACUGAACACCGUGUUGAAUGUCUGCGCUGAUGUGAACCACGCAAAAUCUGUCUGUCCAAAGUUUUGUGGACUGUGUAACUUAGUCGACGGAAACUGGGCCGCCUGGAGUUCUUGGUCGAGUUGUGACGUCACGUGCAACAACGGAACUCAAAUCAGAACACGCACCUGCACGAAUCCAGUUCCCCAAAAUGGCGGCCUUGAAUGUCAGGGUUCAAACAACCAGAUCAUUGUCUGUGUCAACCAGCUAUGUCCAGUACAUGGUGGGUGGGCGCGGUGGUCUGGUUGGAGCAGCUGCUCAGUCACGUGUGACACCGGCCUUUCCAAGAGGACCCGCUCCUGCACCAACCCAAUACCAGACAGGUUCGGCGACAAUUGCUUUGGAGAUUCUCAGGAUUAUCGCGUCUGUAUGGAUACAUCCUGUUCAAGUUGGACUUCGUGGAACGCAUGGGGCGACUGUUCGGUGACCUGUGGUCUUGGGGAGCGGACAAGGAACCGGACAUGUGUCCACCCUUCAUCCUCUCCAUACGGGCGCCCAUGCAUUGGCAACCAUCACCAGACAAAGCCGUGUCGAAAUCAAACUUGCGAGAUGGUUUUGUUUAACUUCUACGGAUACAGCAUGACAAGUACCAGGAUGAGAUUUCUUUAUGAAGUCGAGAACUUGGGCAACGCUUACGAUUCAUAUACGGGAUACUUCGUCGCGCCAGUUGCAGGGAACUACUUCUUUUCUUACCAAAUUUGCUUCUUAGCUGAGGGAUAUGACUAUUAUCUAUACAAGGCUAACAAAAAUCUUGGAUCGAAGACUGAAAUAACUAGAGUAAAACAUUAUAGUUACAAUCUGCAAGAUUGUUCUUCUACCACCGUUCUUGCAAGUCUGCAGCAAGAGGAUCAUGUUUGGGUACAGGCAUCUACUUCCCCUAUAGCCAACGUUGAUAGUACAAGUGAGAGGACAACCUUCAGUGGAGGACUUCUAACAUUAGAGUAGCUUUCGUCUUAAGGCAUACUUUUGUUAUGUUUCGUGCCUCUAGAAUUACCAUUUAAUGACGGAAUAAACUAGCUCAAUGAAA